AUGGCACCAAACUGCAGGCAUACUACCAGUCAGAAGAAAGCUGAAGAAGAUGCUAUCAGAGAGGAGAAGACCAAGAACCUCCAAACAGCAGCUGCAGAGUUUAAAGUCCCAUACCAUACUCUUCGUUGGCAGGCACAGAACCUCACUAAACCUCAUUCAAAAGCCCACAAAAACAGCCAACUACUUACUGAAGGCCAGGAAGCAACAAUAUGUGACUGGGCCAAGUACCUGGCUAUGAUGGGUCACCCUCUCUCCAAGUGCAACCUUUGUGCAAAGGUGUCAGAGCUUAGCAAGAAGUUAAAGGCAAAGAAGAAGCUCACUGGAAAAGAUAAGGGGCCAUCAAAAACCUGGGUCAAAGAUUUUCUUACUUGCCAUUCAGAACUCAAACUGGGAUGCCCAACAGGCAUUGAUCCGAAGCGGAUGCAAAUGUUUAACUACACAACUGUCAAUCACCACUUCAAACUCCUGGACAACUUCUUGAAAUCUGAGAACAUCCCCUGGGAUAAUGUGUAUAACAUGGACGAGAAGGGGAUUCAACUUGGAGGGGGAAGGAAAUGUGAUAACAUGAAGUACCUGUUUUCAUGGACAGCAAAAGCCCAAGUCAAGGCAAAGAGUGACCAGCUCAAGCUGGUAACAGUGAUUGAGUGCAUGUGUGUGGAUGGCACUAGUUUGAAGCCUGGCUUUGUAUUUUCUGGGUCUUAA
Suillus subaureus is the source of this 702-nucleotide messenger RNA. RefSeq lists its product as uncharacterized. The transcript has 2 exons. Lineage: Eukaryota; Fungi; Basidiomycota; Agaricomycetes; Boletales; Suillaceae. The coding region runs from base 1 to 702 and encodes 233 amino acids. The record is from RefSeq and is a predicted model, not a curated record.